Molecule: messenger RNA, 2166 nt
Organism: Ipomoea nil (Japanese morning glory)
Lineage: Eukaryota; Viridiplantae; Streptophyta; Magnoliopsida; Solanales; Convolvulaceae
Exons: 1
Coding region: 1-2166 (721 amino acids)
Biological process (GO): DNA integration
Molecular function (GO): RNA-DNA hybrid ribonuclease activity; nucleic acid binding
Source: RefSeq, a predicted model, not a curated record
AUGUCCCCGGUCGUACUAUCCAAGCCGGAGCCCGGAGAGGAUCUGGACGUUUACUUAGGAGUAUCGGACCGAGCAGUCAGCGCGGUCCUCUGCAGGACCGACGAACAGAACGUCCAGCGACCGGUCUAUUACGUCAGUCAUGCCCUGAAUGGACCGGAGACCCGAUACUCUCGGUUGGAAAAGGUAGUGUAUGCCUUGUACAUAGCCGCGAAGAAGCUUACCCCGUAUUUCCAAGGCAGGACAGUUCACGUGCUCACCGACCAGCCCAUCGGGUCCGUCCUCCGGAACUCCAACUCAUCCGGCCGAUUGGUCAAGUGGGCCCUCAUGCUGACCCAAUUCGCCAUGGAAUACAAACCGCGACCGGCAAUCAAAGGACAAGCUCUUGCCGAUUUCGUAGUGGAAUGCACGGCCCGGGAAAUCGAGACGACGCCUCAACCGGGCCCGGAUGAACAAUGGUGGGAGUUGGCAACUGAUGGCUCGAGCAGCAAGAGAGGAGCGGGCGGAGGAGUAGUGAUCAUCAGCCCGGAAGGCUUUAAGUUAUAUCACGCCUUGAUUUUCUCCUUUUCUCCCACCAACAACGAAGCAGAGUACGAGGCAUUCAUAGCCGGCCUCCAAUACGUCAGAAGGCUUGGCGCGCAAUACGUUCGAGCCAGGACCGACUCCGCUCUGGUCGUUGGCCAGGUCUUAGGAAACUUCGAGGCCAACGGGGAACGACUGAUACAGUACAGAAACCGAGUGUUAGCACUCCUCGCGGAUUUCCAAGGUCAUGCGGUCGAACAUGUUCCCCGAGCAGAGAACGUGGACGCCGACGUCUUGUCCAAACUCGUGCAGGAGGCACCCGAGCACAUUUCUAAGAUAGCCCGCAUAGAAGAGCUGACCCAACCCGUCAUCGACACGCUAGAGGUUGCUCCGGUGGAACCAACAGAAAAGAGUUGGAUCGAAGAUUUGAUGCAGUACCUGACCGAUGGCCGCGUCCCCGACGACGAAGAAAGGGCUCACAAAGUUAAGCUGAGAGCACCACGUUUCCAGGUCAUGGAGGGAAAGCUUUACCGACGAUCACACGGUGGCCCUUUGAUGCGAUGCCUUAACGACUUCGAGGCCGACUUGGUAAUGACCGAGCUCCACUCUGGGAUUUGCUCGUCGCACCAGGGCGGUAAGGCUUUGGCGAGAAGAAUAAUGCUGAUAGGAUACUACUGGCCUUCGAUCCAACUCGACUGUAAGAGGGUGGUCCGAGAGUGCAAAGCUUGCCAGCUGUUCGCCAAAGUGCCCGGUCGACCGGCCACCUUUUAUCAACCUGUUAGCACGGCCAUCCCGUUCGCAAGAUGGGGAGUUGACAUAGUUGGCCCGUUCACCCGAGUAGCCGGUCGGAAAAGGUUCAUUAUCGUGGCAAUCGACUACUUCUCAAAGUGGGUCGAAGCGGAACCGUUGGCAACCAUCACGUCGCAGCAGUGCGCCAGGUUCCUAUGGCGCAAUGUGGUCUCCCGGUUUGGAGUCCCCGUGCAGCUGGUCACGGACAAUGGGAAGCAGUUUGAGGGGGCUUACUUCGCAAAUUUCCUGGCAACGAUCGGCACUAAAGCGAUUAAGUCAUCCGUCGCGUACCCGCAAGGCAACGGCCAGGUCGAAAACGCCAACCGGACCAUCCUGGACGGGUUGAAGAAAAAGUUGUACUCGGCAGGACGAAAUUGGGCGGACGAGCUACCGUACAUCCUAUGGGCAUACAGAACAACCCCGCGAGAAGCAACCAAGGAGACCCCCUUUGCACUGGUCUACGGUGCGGAGGCCAGACUACCGAUCGAGGCGUGGGUACCGACUGCCCGAGAGAAGGAGUUUGACCCCGAUGCCAACGACGAAAUGAUGGCGGUUGAACUAGACUCUGUUGAAGAGAAACGAGAGCAGGUAGCUAAAAGAGUGAUCGAAUACCAGAAGAAAGCAAAGGCAUACCAUGACGCUCGGGUUAGAACGAGGUAUUUUCAAGUGGGCGACUUCGUUCUAAGGAAAAGAGAAGCCAGCCGCCCCCUAGAGGGUGGGGAGUUAUCCCAGAGUUGGGAAGGUCCGUAUGUGAUAGCCGCAGUCAUACGCCCGGGAACCUACAAGCUACAAACAACCACCGGGAAGGCUGUAGAUAGGGUGUGGAACUCGGAAAACCUUACGCUUUUCCACCAUUAG